Maudiozyma barnettii is the source of this 3309-nucleotide messenger RNA. It is a transcript of the gene PIM1, whose product is annotated as ATP-dependent Lon protease PIM1. The coding region runs from base 1 to 3309 and encodes 1102 amino acids. The transcript has a single exon. Gene Ontology annotation, biological process: mitochondrion organization; protein quality control for misfolded or incompletely synthesized proteins; protein catabolic process. The record is from RefSeq and is a predicted model, not a curated record. Gene Ontology annotation, molecular function: ATP hydrolysis activity; serine-type endopeptidase activity; single-stranded DNA binding. Gene Ontology annotation, cellular component: mitochondrial matrix. NCBI's taxonomy places the organism in Eukaryota, Fungi, Ascomycota, Saccharomycetes, Saccharomycetales, Saccharomycetaceae.
AUGCUUCGAUUCAAGGCUUCUACUACUCGUAACAUAACGAGGUUAUUAAAAAAUACCGUUAGGACUAAUACUUUCAUUCAUACGCCAAUAAGAUUUGCUACUUCUAUCUCAUAUGAAAACGAUCUUUUGGAUUCAGAACUGAAAUGGUCUCCAAACACUAUACUGUUUAAAAAUUCUAAAAAUAAUAAUAAUAUUUCUAAUAGUACAAACAAUAAACCCGUGUCAAAGGAUAAAAAGAAAGAUCGUAAGAAGGAAAAUGACGAAAAUAAAGAAGUUCCUGUAAAUAAGAAUAACAAUAUAACUGAACAAAAGGGUAAAUCAUCUUCGUCAGCCGAGACCGGAAGUGGCGCUCCUGCAACUCCCCCAAACAAUAACAACAAUGGUGAUGGAGGAAAUGAUGGACAUGAUCCAGUGAAACUAGAUACUAGUUUGCCAGAGAUAUACCCCCAGAUGUUGGCUUUACCGAUAUCAAGAAGACCGUUAUUUCCUGGGUUUUAUAAGGCAGUAGUUAUCUCUGAUCCAGAUGUAAUGAAGGCGAUCACUGAAAUGUUGGACCGUCAACAACCAUACAUUGGCGCAUUCAUGUUGAAGGAUUCCUCAGUUGAUACUGACAUUAUUAAGAAUAGAGAUGAUGUACAUUCAGUGGGUGUAUUAGCUCAAAUUACUAGCGCAUUCCCAAGUAAAGAUGAAAAAACUGGUUCUGAAACUAUGACAGCUUUACUAUAUCCACAUAGAAGAAUCAAAAUUGAUGAAUUAGUUCCACCUGUUAUCGAAGAAAAGGCAAAGGAACCACAGGAUAUAAAGAAUAUUAUAGUGGAAAAGAUUGUGGAACCAACAAAAAAGGAGUCUCAAAGCACAGAAAAAGAAACAGAAAAAGUUAACGAUACAGAGGAGACUAGUGCGAAGACUAACGAAACUGAACCAAAGGAUGAAACUGAUAUUGAACCUGCCAAAAAAAAUAAUGUUGUCGAAGAGUCUUCAAAAACUGAUGGCACAUUAAUCUCUGAAUUCAAUCCUACAGAAUUCUUGAAAAAAUUCAAAGUAUCUUUAGUAAAUGUUUCCAAUUUGGAAGAUGAUCCAUUCGAUAGGAAAUCUCCUAUAAUUAAUGCAUUGACUUCUGAAAUUUUGAAAGUAUUUAAGGAAAUAUCUCAAUUAAAUACCAUGUUUAGAGAACAAAUUGCUACUUUUUCAGCAUCUAUUCAAUCGGCUACUACUAAUAUCUUUGAAGAACCUGCAAGAUUGGCAGAUUUUGCUGCUGCUGUUUCAGCAGGCGAAGAAGAUGAAUUGCAAGAUAUACUAAGUUCAUUAAAUAUUGAACAACGCUUAGAAAAAUCGUUAUUGGUUCUAAAAAAGGAAUUAAUGAAUGCUGAACUACAAAAUAAGAUCUCAAAAGAUGUUGAGACAAAGAUACAAAAGAGACAAAGAGAAUAUUAUUUGAUGGAACAAUUAAAGGGGAUCAAAAGAGAACUAGGGAUCGAUGACGGACGUGAUAAAUUGAUUGAGACAUACAAGAAACGUGUUGAAAAAUUAAAACUACCAAAGAAUGUCAAGAAAAUAUUUGAUGAUGAACUGAUGAAAUUAUCUACAUUAGAGACCUCUAUGUCCGAAUUUGGUGUUACAAGAAACUAUUUGGAUUGGAUAACAUCUCUUCCAUGGGGUUUGAUAUCGAGGGAACAAUAUUCAAUUGAUGUUGCAAAGACAAUUCUAGAUGAAGACCAUUAUGGUAUGAAAGAUGUCAAGGACCGUAUUCUUGAAUUCAUUGCAGUGGGUAAAUUGUUAGGAAAAGUCGAUGGUAAAAUUAUUUGUUUUGUUGGUCCACCUGGUGUUGGUAAGACAUCUAUUGGUAAAUCUAUUGCUCGUGCUUUAAACCGUAAAUUUUUCCGAUUCUCCGUUGGUGGUAUGUCUGAUGUUGCUGAAAUUAAAGGUCACAGGAGAACAUACAUUGGUGCACUACCAGGUAGAAUCAUCCAAGCUUUAAAGAAAUGUCAAACUCAAAAUCCUUUAAUAUUAAUUGAUGAAAUUGAUAAAAUUGGCCACGGUGGUAUGCAUGGUGAUCCUUCUUCUGCCUUGUUAGAAGUAUUAGAUCCAGAGCAAAACAAUAGCUUUUUGGAUAAUUAUCUAGAUAUCCCUAUCGAUCUAUCGAAAGUUUUAUUUGUUUGCACUGCCAAUACGCUGGAUACUAUCCCAAGACCAUUGCUGGACCGUAUGGAGGUAAUUGAAUUGACUGGGUACGUUGCAGAAGAGAAAGUUCAAAUUGCAGAAAGAUACCUUGUUCCUCAAGCUAGAAAGACCGCAGGUUUAACUAAUGCCAAUGUUGAACUAACAGAAAAUGCUACAGUUGCGUUGAUGAAGCACUAUUGUAGAGAAAGUGGUGUUAGAAAUUUAAAGAAACAAAUUGAAAAGAUAUACAGAAAGGCUGCUUUAAACAUCUUAAAAAAAAUUGCUGAAACAUCCGAUCCUCUUGUUGAACCGGUAUCAACUUCUAAGACAUCCGAAGCUGAGUUUAAAGAAGAUGAAGUUAAAGAUAUUGAGAUUGAAAACGAAGAAGAUAAGAGUAAAGCUAUGGUGGUCCCAGAUAAUAUUAGUGUAUCUAUCACACCUGAAAACUUAAAGGAUUAUGUCGGUCCUCCAAUCUACACUACCGAUAGACUAUAUGAAACUACACCACCAGGCAUUGUCAUGGGACUGGCAUGGACAAGUAUGGGAGGUUGUUCGUUAUAUGUGGAGUCUGUCCUAGAACAACCACUUCAUAAUUGUAAGCACCCAACUCUAGAACGUACUGGUCAGCUUGGUGACGUGAUGAAAGAAUCAUCUCGUCUUGCCUACUCAUUCUCUAAAAUGUUUUUGGCUAAUAAAUUCCCUGAAAAUAGAUUUUUCCAACAGGCUUCCAUACAUCUACAUUGUCCAGAAGGUGCAACACCUAAGGAUGGUCCAUCUGCAGGUGUUACUAUGGCCACAUCAUUCCUAUCAUUAUCAUUAAACAAGUCCAUUGAACCAACAGUGGCAAUGACAGGUGAAUUGACAUUAACCGGUAAAGUGUUACGUAUUGGUGGGUUGAGAGAAAAAGCUGUAGCUGCGAAGAGAUCCGGUGCCAAGACAAUUAUCUUCCCCAAGGAUAAUUGGAGUGAUUGGGAGGAAUUACCUGCCAAUGUGAAAGAAGGUUUAACUCCUCUUCCAGCUGACUGGUACGGAGACAUUUUCAAUAAAUUGUUCCCAGAUAUGUCCACAGAAGAAGGUAAUGCAGUCUGGGCUUCCGAAUUCGCUUUACUGGAUGCCAAGAAAAACAAAGACCAUGAUAACGAUGACUAA